AGAGAGAGAGAGAGAGAGAGAGAGGUUUUGUACACCAAAAUACCACCUGGUUCAUUUUCUCAGUAGACGUUGGAGAUGGAUAGGAAGAGGAUCUAAACUGUGAUUUCUUCUUUAUCACUGACGAAACAACACAGGCAUGUCGUCGUACGGGCUCGGUAGGUCAAGUUAUUACAGCCCCAGAAGUUAUGGGACGACUCCAAGUUACAGCUCCUACAGCAAACCUUCGUAUACACCAUCCUCGUCCAAGUAUGGAUCCUCCUAUAUAAUUCCUUCAAGAGAAAAAUCAGUUGAUAGAUCUACAGGAUACACAUCUGAUUAUGGGAAAUCAGGAUACACUUCUGACUAUGGUAAAUCAGGAUACACCUCCGACCGGAACAGAGUUGGGUAUACCUCAGACUACAAUGCAAAACCUAGUACAAAUUAUUCGUCUUACAACAGUCCUUCUUCCUAUGGAUAUGGAAGAAGUGUUAGCAGACAAAACAGUAUCACUGGAUCGGAUAGAUUAUCAAGGCAAAACAGUCUUUCCGGAAGUGAAAAUUUAUCGAGACAAAACAGUAUUUCUGGAAAUCUGUCUAGACAAAAUAGCCUUUCAAGAGACAAUUCGUAUAGAAGAGACAGUUAUGGAGCAUUGAAAAAUGGCACUUAUGGCGGGUAUUCCAGAUCUCAAAGCAGAGAAGAAGCGACACCUAAAGUAAAUGGCAUAAGUAACUCAGAUUCCAAAUCUAGGAUUAAUUGCAAAGCUCCAGCUGAUUUUACGACAGACGAAUCGGAAUCCGAAGAAGAAGAAGAAACCGAAUCGGACGAAUCUGAUUUGGAACCAGAUGAAACUAUCCUUGUCACCAGGGGGACAUCCCCUAUGAGAGAAGUAACUAAUGGAACAACAGGCGCGAAUAAAAUUGCCGUAACUAGUAAGGAAAAAAUUAAAAUAAAUCCGGACAAGUACAAAAACACCUGUGAAAAUUCUUGUCAAGUUAUUGCUGAUGAGUUUCCUCAGAAAAGAGAGCGGUUUAUAUCUUCACGUCCUACAAGCCUGUACCUAAAUAAAUACUACCCUAGCUCUACCUCCAGCAGGUAUUCUAUACCUUCUCCGAGAAGCUACAGCACCGAUAUAAAGUCACCCGAAAGUACAUCUAAACCACCGUUAAGCAAAAAGCAGCUGUCCGUAGAUGAGACCGUUUCGGCAGGUGGUUUUUCUAGAGAUGUAUCUCCAAAUGCAAGACAAGCAGAAGAGCCGAAUAAAGAUUUUCGAAAAUCUGUUCUUAACAUGAAUGUGGAUGACAAGUUAAAAGACGAAUUUGGUCGUCGACAGGAAGAAAUGCGACGAAACAGGAGAAGAACAUUAGGGGGUAGCCAAAGUGUCAGCACAGAUAAACAAUCCUCAUCUGCAACUCCGUCUUCUUCGGAAGACGAAAAUCACCUUCCUGAUCCCGAGCAAGAGAGGAAAAGAAAAGUUCUGAAGAAAUCACCAUCUAGAAGUGGAGUACUUUCUAAAUGUGGGUCUCGAUCCAAAAUGGAAUCAGGAGUAAAAAAGAGUGCCUCUCACGCUCGAGUUAGAAGAGUAAGAGAUGACAAUGCAGAAAAGCAUGCGUCAUCAUCAAGUUCAUCUUCAUCAUCAUCUGAAUCAGAAGAAGACAACAAAAGAAACAGAACUCGUCAAAGAUGGCGUGCUACUCGAAGUUCCACAAAUGAAACUGAAGACAAUAAUAAUGAUCUAAACGAAAGCAGAGAAGAUGCUCCAGCUGUGGUGGUACACGCUCCAACUGAAGUCUCGAAAAGCGACGACAAUGAAGAAUCUUCUCCAGUUCGAAGUCUCACCAAGAUUCCUAGCAAUGGAUCUUCCGAUUUAACUUCACCUGGAGAGGUCGUACAUAUCUCAUUUCCACCUAGAAAACCCCCACAGCCACUGGAAAGAGUAGAUUCCGGCAGAAAUGUUGCCGUUUCUGUCAAUUUAACGGAUUUUUUGAAGCCCAAAUCCCAAUCCCAAAAGAAAAGUGGUUCCAGCAGUUCUGAAGAAAGUAGUGAAAAUUCAGAAGAAGAAGAAGAUGAAAGAGAUCUUUUAACUCCAGUCGUUCCAGUCAUAGAUCCUGCCGAUGAUAUCAAAUCUUCUGGGGUGGAGGAGACGGCCAAACCCGAAUCAUCUUCAUCUCCAUCCUCUUUAUCUGAUAAGGAAGAGGAGGAGGAAGAAGAAGAAGAAGAGGAAAAGAAAGCAAGUGACAAAGAAGAGGAAGAAGAAGAAGAAGAGGCAGAAGACAGUGAAGACAAAGAUAGCAGCGAUGCUUCCCGCAGUGUUCAGAGAUCAGCUACCGUCAUACAUGUGAAAGAACCGGAAAAAGAUGAAGAAAGCAGCGAAGAGGAAUCGAGCGAGGAAGAAGAGUCCAGUGAAGAAGAGAGUGAUAAGCUCAAACGAUGCCCCACUCAAGUAAUCCGACCACCUAUGCAAGAAAAAGUCCCCGAACAAAAGAAAGAGGAAUCUGAGUCCGAAGAAGAAUCCAGUGAAGAAGAAUCCAGCAGCGACGAAGAGGCGGACGAUAAAAAAAUCGAGACCGAACAAAAAUCGACGACACCUCCUAAAACGGAAGAAAAUGAAACAACUCCAAGCGGAGAAUCCUACUGGCCAAAAUUGCAGAAGAAAGACAGCCUCCCAACUCCCGAUAACUUAACUUUGUUUAUUGGCCAAUGUAAAGACAUCGAUGAAAUGCUCGGCGUACCAACUCCGGUCAGUCCUGGAUCGUCAAGAAUUGCUAAUUCAUCUUCUCCAAGCAAACAGCAACCUUUCAGCUUCAAAACCGAGGAAGUGGCUAAAGACAAAGAGAAGUCAGCUUCAUCUUCCUCAUCUUCCGAAGAGGAAGAAGAAAGUAGCAGCAGCAGUGACUUGGAGGAGGUGGAGGCGUCCAAGGUGAAAUUCCAUGAAUCCAAACCCCAGAAGCCGGAGCUUGGAGCAUAUACGGAAGAGAUAGAUUCGAGCGCAGUUCGAAUUCGGGAAAACAAACCCCUCAAUUCAGAGCUUGCCCCAGAGGAAAUUGAUUCCUCGUCUGUCAAAAUCCGCGAGCCACCCAUCAUGCAUGGACACAUCACGAAAGCGCCAAUUCGGAAGGCGGAGGAAUGCGAGAUCGUGAAGAGAGGAAACUUAUCAAAUGGAACAUAUGUUGAUAAUAACAGGCGCAGAAGUUCUGACAAGACCCAGAAUAAGUUAAUAUGCAAAGCAAAUGCUCUCAUUGAAAAAAUGACUUCCCCAGAUAACAGAGAAUUAAGAAGAACAUUAUAUUCCCUAAAACAAGUUUUCCAGGAUGAAAAGGAUCUAGCCAGUGCUUUUAUUGAAUCUGGUGGACUGAACAGUCUCGUAAAAGUGGCAUCUAGUGGCGACCAAACAAAUCAAAAUUAUAUUCUAAGAGCUCUCGGCCAGCUGAUGCUUUAUGUUGACGGUAUGAAUGGCAUUGCCCAGCAUUCCGAUACCCUGAAGUGGCUUUACAACCUUGCUGGAACUAAGUACCGAAUGGUUGCCAAGAUGGCUUUGAAACUUCUCGUAAUGUUUGUUGAGUAUUCUCCGAAUAAUGCCCUCCUUCUAAGAGACGUUGUAGUUGAAAUUGAUAAACAGAAAGGUAAUCAUCUUUGGCGUAACGUCAUGCUUCACUUGAAGGAAAAAGAAAAUUUGGACUACGAACUACUCGUAUACUGUAUGACUUUAAUAAACAAGGUAGCUGAUGGUUUUGGUGAUCAAGACAGCUAUUUCGAUUUCGUCGAUGCUCUGGAAGAGCAAGGAAUGGAACAAAUAGUACAGUUUCAUUUGUGCAGAGGAGGAACAGAUAAGGAACUUUUGAAACAACUUCAGAUAUAUGAGGCUGUCCUAAAACAUGAAGAUGGAGAAGACGGUGGAAAACCAUAUUUUGGAACUUUUAUUGAAAGAUCCAAAAAUAUUCCAUCGGGAGCAAACAGGGAACGUCGAAAAAGCAGACGACAUUCCACACCCCUGUUGCCAGCUUAUGUGGUACCAAAAACUCCACCUGCCACUUCACCUUCUAUCAAAACACCGACGCCACCGUGGGUAAGAAGGGAUAGCCGAGAAGGUACUAAGCAGCCAGAGACUCCAGCCGUAUCGACAGACACUGGACUAGAUAUUGAUGAUGAUACCGGCAUCACUCCCGCCUUACGUCGUCGACGGGAUGCUCGCAAUCGCACCCUGACCGGUCAGAGUGACCCUAACUAUCCCUCGCUCCAACAAACACUACCUUCGCCCGAAGUGAAAGAGAAGCCACCAGCAUUCCACAGCGACAGAGCAACUGCUCCUUCGUUGGUCAGCAGACAGCGAUCUCUGUUCGAGAACCAGAAAGAAGAAGAAACUCCUAAAGAGCCACUUGUUCGAAGACCGAGUAGAGGAGAAACAUCGUUAGUCAAGCAACAGGUCCAAGCAGAAAUCAAACCCGUACCUCCACCAUCUCCUACUAAACCUGGAUUUACUCGUCAGAACAGUUUGACGGGUUCAGUUCCAACAACACCUCCAACUGCCGCUCCUAAGCCCUUCUAUGGGCAACAGAACAGAAGUCCUCAACCUUACACUCCUAUCAAUGAGCCCGCUAAAGUCGCACCCAAGCCUACAUGGGGACAAAGCCAGAAGACGAUACAGCCUGAAGAGCCUCCCCAGCCAGCUUUUAAACUCAAAAAUGACAGUAGUCAUAAGGAUUUACAGAAUAAAUUUGCGGCUCCAGAAAACAAAGUUACUCCAGAACCCCAAAGGCAAAGGUAUGGAACAACGCCCGGUGUGGUCAACAGAGCAAAAGAAGGAUUGGCUGGUUAUGGUACAACACGAAACGAAAUGAAAUCGCCUUCGGGACAUGACUUAAGAAAGUCUGCAAGUGGCGUAAAAGAGCUUCAGUGGGAUCAACUCCUACAAACUAUGCGACGUCCACUCCGUAUUAAUGAUUUGGACUUCACUGAUCUAGGCGACGAUGAUGAUGUCAGCAUCCUUAUGAGACCAGUUAACGCUGCACCGUUUCCUGGAGGGCCACCACCACCUCCUCCUCCAGGAGGUGCCCCUCCACCCCCACCACCUCCGGGUAUGGGUGGGCCUCCACCCCCACCCCCACCUCCAGGUAUGGGAGGACCACCGCCGCCUCCUCCGCCAGGUAUGGGUGGUCCUCCGCCCCCUCCUGGGGGAAUGAACAGGAACGGUCCUGUGGCUCCUUCUUGGCUUAGGAAAAACCAACCACCUCCGAUAGAAGACAAGCUUAGCAAGAGAGUGAAGACUGUAAAGCUAUUCUGGAAAGAGGUGAAAGAAGAACCGAUGCUGAUGGAAAGAGCUGGAAAGAAACGCACUAUCUGGGACGAACUGAAGCCAGUCCCGCUGGAUACGCAAAGGCUGGAAAAUCUGUUUGAGAGCAGGGCAAAAGACAUAAUGAGCAAAAAAGUUCAAGAUGGUACGAAGAAAACCGAGCUUAUAGUUCUGGACACAAAACGUUCCAACGCAAUCAACAUCGGGAUGACAAAGCUUCCUCCUAAAGGUGCCAUCAAAGCCGCCAUAUUAAAGAUGGACACAACCAUCAUGAACAGAGAAGGAAUCGAUAAAAUCCUGACGACGAUGCUUCCAACGGAAGAAGAGAAAAAUAAAAUCGUCCAAGCACAGUUGGAAAAUCCAGACAUUCCUUUAGGAUCUGCAGAACAAUUCCUCCUAACACUAGCCUCCAUAAGCGAAUUAGAAGCUAGGCUGAAGCUUUGGGCCUUCCGACUGGAUUACGAGACUAUGGAAAAAGAAGUGGCAGAACCUCUGAUGGAUCUCAAACAAGCCAUAGUUGAAAUAGAGAACAGUAAGACUUUCCGAAUAAUUCUGUCAAUUCUUCUACAAAUCGGUAACUUUCUCAAUAACUCAAACGCAAAAGGUUUCAGUAUAGAAUAUUUGAGUAAAGUUCCAGAAGUGAAAGACACAGUGCAUAAACACUCUUUACUGCACCACAUCUGCACGAUUGUGAUGGAAAAGUUCCCGGACACGACGAAUCUCUAUUCUGAAUUUGGUGCUGUGACUCGCGCGUCCAAGGCGGAUUUUGAUGAGAUUUCCGCAAAUCUGACCAAAAUGGAAACAGAAUGCAAAGCUUCUUGGGAAUAUUUAAAAGCUGUUACAAAACACGAUGGUAUUCCUAUUAAUAAAUCUAGGUUAGCAGACUUUUUAAAUGACUGCGCAGAAAGAAUAAUCGUUUUGGGUAUAAUUCACAGAAGAGUAUUGAAUAGAUUCGUGAAGCUCAUGGUUUUUCUGGGUUAUCCUUCUCACAUGAUCCGGGAAGCCAAACCUCACCUGGUGUGCAAGACCAUCAGCGAGUUCGCCCUGGAGUACAGGACCUGCAGGGAGAGGGUGCAGCAGCAGAUAGACAAGGCGGCCGCCCUCAAGGAGAGGCAGAAGACCAGGGGGAAAAUGAUCACGGAAGCUGAGAAAUUCCGAGCUCCAACAAAAGAACAGAGAGAUGAUCAACAGUUGAGACAAAUCUUAGGGGAAUCUGAUGCCGAAGACGCAAGACUGACGCAAUGGGGUUCCAUGGUAAACCUCAGAGGACGUCCUAAAAACGGUCCAGGGAACCUCAGCCGCCCGAAUUCUGUGAUGAUGCUGGACCGAUGCGGAGGGUAUACCACCCCUUACGAGAGCACGACGGACAUCGAUGAUGAGAUCUUGGAGAGCUUAGUGAAGACGGCCACAGCCCAGCCUAACAGGACAGAGCCUAGGACAAGAAAGAAGGCAAGAUAUGCCGACAGAAAAUCAUUGAGAAGAACGCUCAAAAGUGGCCUUGAUUUAGGAGAUGGGACGUGAACAAACCUCUCGAUUUUAUACUAAAAACAUUUCAGGUGAUAAACACUUUCUCAACAAGGCGACACGUUCGCCCGUUCGAGAACCAGCAUCCAAAAACUAUUAUUUUGUGCAUAGGUUUUCAAUGUUGUUUUUGAACGAUUUUGUACAAGCCCAGAAUGUAGAAAUUCAUUCAGAUUCAUAUAGAGAUAACCCUAACCUCUUUGGUUUAAAAAAGAACAGUGGUGUAAAAAAUCAACGUGAUCGGUAAUAACGAUUUUGUAUCGUUUAAAUUAAAUAUUUUAUUAUAAAUUUUGUUCACAAUAUAUAUCUCUGAAGAAGUGAUUAAAUUAAGUCAAAACUUGUAAUGAAUCACAUGUAUUGAGUAAAAUACAAAUAUUUCUUUAAAUUCUAUAUGGUUCUAGGAUGAGAAAAAUUUACUUUUGUUCGAGCCUACAGAUUUAAAAAUUUCACUUCAAAAAAGAAUACUAGGUUAUGAAGCCUAGUAAAAUAAAUCAAUAAUUUCAUUUUUUUUUACAGAACAGAUAUAAAAAUUAAAUUAUUCUCGGAGUAAAAAGUUCAAAUCUGGAUAGCAUUUGAAGCAUUUUGUAAAUCAUAUUUAAUUUUAAGUUUAUGAGAUCAUGCCAAUCUUUUACAUAAGUAAAAUUGCAUAUAAUUAGAUAUCAUUUAUGAAUCAAAAUCCAAGGAUGAAAAUAUCCUGGAAUCACUUAUGAAAGUAUAUAUAAUUAGUCUUGAAGCUUUUAAAUUUAUGUAUGUUUAUAACAAAAACAAAAGAAUCUAAAAUAGCACAGGUUAAAACUAGUCAUUAAGCAGAGGUCACCAAAUUAGCAAAAUACAGUGUUAAAAAUUCAUUACAAUAAUAUAUAAAAUAAGGGAUAGUAUUUUUUAAGCCACUCUUCUUUUGCAAAUGAAACUAGUCAACAUAACGUCAGUUCCCUAGUCUGAUAUUUUUUAUGAAAAUGAAUUUUGCAAUUCAUUUUAGUGUAUAUCUGUAAAAAA
This is a messenger RNA of Argiope bruennichi, 7783 nucleotides long. RefSeq names its product FH1/FH2 domain-containing protein 3-like. Gene Ontology annotation, biological process: actin filament network formation; cortical actin cytoskeleton organization. The record is from RefSeq and is a predicted model, not a curated record. The transcript has 38 exons. Gene Ontology annotation, molecular function: actin filament binding. Gene Ontology annotation, cellular component: cytoplasm; cytoskeleton. NCBI's taxonomy places the organism in Eukaryota, Metazoa, Arthropoda, Arachnida, Araneae, Araneidae. Bases 137 to 6787 code for a protein of 2216 amino acids.